AUGUUUUCUAGAGCUGCCACCCCAUUUGUGCAAAAGGUUGUUGCAGGUUCAGCUGCAGUCACUGGGUUGACUGCAUCAUACUUGUUGUAUAAGGAUUCACUUUCAGCUCAAGCUAUGACUGCUGCUGAACAUGGUUUGCAUCCUCCAGCUUAUGGCUGGUCACACAAUGGUAUGUUUGAAACAUUUGACCAUGCAUCCAUCAGAAGAGGAUUCCAAGUUUACAGAGAAGUUUGUGCUUCAUGUCAUUCAUUGGAUCGUAUUGCUUGGAGAAAUUUAGUUGGUGUUUCUCACACUGCUUCUGAAGCAAAAGAAAUGUGUGAAGAAUUGGAAUAUGAUGAUGAACCUGAUGAUGAAGGUCUUCCAAGAAAGAGACCAGGUAAAUUGGCUGAUUACAUUCCAGGUCCUUACGAAAAUGAAGAAGCUGCUAGAGCUGGUAAUCAAGGUGCUUUACCUCCAGAUUUGUCUUUAAUUGUUAAGGCAAGACAUGGUGGUUGUGAUUAUAUCUUCUCCUUGUUGACUGGUUACCCAGAAGAACCACCAGCAGGUGUUGUCUUACCACCUGGUACUAACUAUAACCCAUACUUCCCCGGUGGAGCUAUUGCCAUGGGUAGAGUCUUAUUUGAUGAUUUAGUUGAAUAUGAAGAUGGUACUCCUGCUACUACUUCCCAAAUGGCUAAAGAUGUCACAACUUUCUUGAACUGGACUGCUGAACCGGAACACGAUGAAAGAAAGAGAUGGGGUCUUAAGGCUUUGAUUGUUGUUUCCUCCUUAUAUUUGGUUUCCAUCUGGGUCAAGAGAUACAAGUGGGCUGCUGUUAAGGCUAGAAAGUUCAGAUUUGACCCUCCAAAGAAGAACUAA
Molecule: messenger RNA, 858 nt
Organism: Lizanozyma spartinae
Lineage: Eukaryota; Fungi; Ascomycota; Pichiomycetes; Serinales; Debaryomycetaceae
Gene: CYT1
Product: ubiquinol--cytochrome-c reductase catalytic subunit
Exons: 1
Coding region: 1-858 (285 amino acids)
Biological process (GO): mitochondrial electron transport, ubiquinol to cytochrome c
Molecular function (GO): heme binding; electron transfer activity
Source: RefSeq, a predicted model, not a curated record